Molecule: messenger RNA, 2289 nt
Organism: Diabrotica balteata
Lineage: Eukaryota; Metazoa; Arthropoda; Insecta; Coleoptera; Chrysomelidae
Source: the annotation of a GenBank genome assembly
UGCGUUCUCAUUGGUGGAUUCUAGAACUUCCAGAAUAUUCUUUGACCUCGUAUAAAGCAGGCCAUCGCUUGGAUUCGUUCGAUUUGAUUGCAGUCGUUGCUCUAGUGCACACGUAAUUUAAGUAUUUAUUUAAGAAUUGUCUGCAAAUAAUUAAUUUUAAGAUGGCAAAAGCCCCAGCUGUAGGUAUUGAUUUAGGAACAACCUACUCCUGUGUAGGAGUUUUCCAACAUGGCAAAGUUGAAAUUAUUGCCAACGACCAAGGUAACAGAACCACACCAUCAUAUGUGGCCUUCACAGACACAGAACGUCUCAUUGGAGAUGCUGCCAAGAACCAGGUAGCCAUGAACCCCAAUAACACAAUUUUUGAUGCCAAACGUCUUAUUGGGCGUCGCUUUGAUGACAGUGCUGUACAGUCUGACAUGAAACAUUGGCCAUUUGAAGUAGUAAAUGAUGCCGGUAAACCAAAGAUUAAAGUUGCCUACAAGGGCGAAGAGAAAUCCUUCUAUCCAGAAGAAGUCAGUUCCAUGGUCCUCACAAAAAUGAAGGAAACAGCAGAAGCAUACCUAGGAAAGAAUGUCACCAAUGCUGUCAUCACAGUACCUGCUUAUUUCAAUGACUCACAACGUCAAGCUACCAAAGAUGCUGGAACCAUUGCUGGACUUCAGGUUCUACGUAUUAUUAAUGAGCCCACUGCUGCUGCCAUUGCCUAUGGUUUAGACAAGAAGGGUCAAGGUGAAAGAAAUGUCCUCAUUUUCGAUCUAGGUGGUGGUACUUUUGAUGUAUCAAUCUUAACAAUUGAAGAUGGUAUCUUUGAAGUAAAAUCAACUGCUGGAGACACUCAUUUAGGAGGUGAAGACUUUGACAACAGAAUGGUCAAUCACUUUGUUGGAGAAUUCAAGAGGAAAUACAAGAAAGAUCUUACCACAAACAAACGUGCCCUCCGUCGUUUGAGAACAAGCUGUGAAAGAGCGAAGAGAACCCUUUCCUCAUCGACCCAAGCUAGCAUUGAAAUUGAUUCUCUAUUUGAGGGUAUUGACUUCUACACCUCAAUCACCAGGGCUAGAUUUGAAGAACUCAAUGCUGAUUUAUUCAGAUCUACCAUGGAACCUGUAGAAAAGGCCAUCAGGGAUGCCAAGAUGGACAAAUCUCAAGUCCAUGAUAUUGUAUUGGUUGGUGGAUCUACCCGUAUUCCAAAGGUACAAAAACUGUUGCAAGAUUUCUUCAAUGGUAAAGAAUUGAACAAAUCAAUUAACCCCGAUGAAGCUGUUGCUUAUGGUGCAGCCGUCCAAGCUGCCAUCUUGCACGGAGAUAAGUCUGAGGAAGUACAGGACUUGCUCUUGCUCGAUGUCACUCCACUCUCAUUGGGUAUUGAAACUGCUGGAGGUGUUAUGACUGCCCUCAUCAAACGUAACACCACUAUUCCCACCAAGCAAACUCAGACAUUCACUACUUACUCUGACAACCAACCCGGAGUACUUAUUCAGGUAUAUGAAGGUGAACGUGCCAUGACCAAGGACAACAACCUCUUGGGUAAAUUUGAACUUACCGGCAUUCCUCCUGCACCCCGUGGUGUCCCUCAAAUCGAAGUAACCUUUGACAUUGAUGCCAAUGGUAUCUUAAAUGUCACAGCUAUUGAAAAAUCCACCAACAAAGAAAACAAGAUCACAAUCACCAACGAUAAAGGUCGUCUCAGCAAAGAAGACAUUGAAAGAAUGGUUAAUGAUGCCGAAAAAUACCGUAAUGAAGAUGAUAAGCAAAAGGCUACCAUCUCAGCUAAAAAUGUUCUCGAAUCUUACUGUUUCAACAUCAAGAGCACCAUGGAAGAUGACAAAAUCAAGGAUAAGAUCAGCGAAAGCGACAAAACCACCGUCAUGGAGAAAUGCAAUGAAGUUAUUGCUUGGUUGGAUGCUAACCAAUUAGCUGAGAAGGAAGAAUACGAACACAAACAAAAGGAGCUCGAAAACAUCUGCAACCCCAUCAUCACCAAGUUGUAUCAAGGUGCCGGUGGAGCUCCAGGUGGCAUGCCAGGCGGUUUCCCAGGUGGAGCAGCUCCAGGAGCUGCAGGUGCCGCCGGAGGUGCUGGACCAACCAUUGAAGAAGUUGAUUAAAUUAUUCAUUCCAUUUUUGUAACUUUUGUUAACUAUUGUGCAGUAUUACUUGCAGACAAAGCUUUUUUAAAAUUUACUUUUUUACACAAUUUUUCAAUUGUUAGACAACGUUUUUGGUAACAGUUAAAAAAUUACUGCAAUAAUUAUGUUCGUUCAUGAAUAAAAUAAAAAGUCAAAUCCG